AUGUUGGAUCUCAAUCUUGGUAUCACCUCUAGCGAUUCAUCUUGUGAUGAUAACAACAAGAAUAAUAUGAUGGUAAUUGUUGAUGUUGAGAACCACCAAGAACAAGAAGAAGCUUCAAAGACUCAACAAAUGGAAGAUUCAGCUACCUCAAACUCCUCCAUUAUCAACACUACUGAAGAAGAGAACUCCUCAAACAACAGUAACUCUGCUUUCAUUUUUGAUAUCUUGAAGAAAGAUGAAAACUUCACUAAGACAACCACCAUUAAUGCUCCAAAAGGAACAAACCCAAACUGCGAUUUCACGGCCCAACAACUUUUUCCUGAAAGAAGCGCGCUGGAAUUGAAUUUGCAGCCAGGAUUGGCUGUAUCAUCAGCUACAAGACCUCAGUGGUUGAGGCUUUCACAGACGGGGUCUAGUGGGGAGGCGGAGCUGAAAGUUGUGCAGCAAAAACAGCAGCAAGUGAGGAAGAGUAGGAGAGGACCAAGGUCUAGAAGCUCACAGUAUAGAGGAGUGACGUUUUACAGGAGAACUGGGAGAUGGGAGUCACAUAUAUGGGAUUGUGGGAAGCAAGUAUAUUUAGGUGGAUUUGACACUGCUCAUGCUGCAGCAAGGGCAUACGAUCGAGCUGCAAUUAAGUUUCGGGGAGUUGAUGCAGAUAUCAACUUUAGUUUAAGUGAUUAUGAGGAAGAUAUGAAGCAGAUGGAAAGCCUUAAUAAAGAAGAAUUUGUUCACAUUCUUCGUCGCCAAAGCACCGGUUUCUCACGAGGUAGCUCAAAAUACAGAGGUGUAACUCUUCACAAAUGUGGCAGAUGGGAAGCUCGAAUGGGGCAAUUCCUUGGAAAGAAGUGA
This is a messenger RNA of Dovyalis caffra, 849 nucleotides long. The record is from the annotation of a GenBank genome assembly. NCBI's taxonomy places the organism in Eukaryota, Viridiplantae, Streptophyta, Magnoliopsida, Malpighiales, Salicaceae.